GAAGAUGUCCGGAAAUCUGGCCUUCUAUUCUUUAUCUAUAUUAAAUCAGUAGUCAAUCAUCCUCGACAGUAUCAAGACUUCAGGAUGAAACAUAUUUUUAUUUUUUUGUUGGUGUCAUGGAACGUAAAAUUGCAUCAGUGCUUUCCACAUGAUACAUCGGUGAUUUCGAAAUAUGCGAAAGUUACAGUGUGGAAUAACAACAAAACGAACUCCCCGAUAAGCAGGAAUACUCGCGAUGGAAACAUCUGGAAUCACAGAUUGGACCCCAAAAGCAUCUCCCCAACAACAAAGAAGAAAAACCCUUCAGUAGCAUACCAGUAUCCCGUAUAUCAGCAUCCCGAAUCGAAAAUGCACCAAGUAACGGAAAAUGUGCCAGGAAUAGGAGAAGUUAUCGUAGCCAAGCCGAUGCAAGCCCAAGAUCGAUUCGAGUCUCGCCCCCUAUUUGCUUACAAAAACAAAUUCUCCUCCGCUACCUACUUGCCUCCUUCUCAGCCGAAAAAACCUGCUGCACCCGCCCCGGUCACGUCGUCUCCUCCUGUUGCAGCUCCGCCCCCUUUACAAGCUUCUGAUUCGGGUAGAGGGUCGUAUUCUUCUCCCUACAGUUCAUACAACCCGCCAGACUUCAAGCCUGAUGAUACUGGAAGUGCAGAUAAGUAUCCUCCCAACACUGACUAUGGACCGGCACAGGAAGCUCCAAUGGACGAUAUGAAAAGUGCUUCUACGGACCCACCAAAGCAGAUGGCUCCCGAUUCCUAUGCUUCAUUAGGGCCUCCUGUCGCUCCGGAUGACGGAGAAGACCAUGCUCAGCACGACCAUCCAGAAUAUGAUUUCCACCAUCACGACCACAGCCCCCCAGAAGACCCGAUGGCAAUGUACAAAUACCAUGAAGGUCCUCCAAAGGAAGCCCCUAAGAGCAUUGAUGAUGUUUAUUAUCCUCCCGAUUUCCCGAAAGAGCAGAUUGACCAUCCAGAGAUGGCAGGACAUGGAGACGACAUGGGCGGACAGGGAGACGAUAUGGGAGGACCAGCAGAUAUGAUGAAGGACGAUGGGAUGAUGCCUCCAGGUGAGGACGAGGGAAAGGCAAAUGAAGACCCAGCUCCAGAUGACCACAUGCAGAUGGCACCUCCACCUGAUUACGAUCACGAUCACCAUCAGGGACAUGCAUUUCCGCCGUACCUUUAUGAUCACCACCAUUAUGACCAUCACGUCUAUGAGGAAAUUCCGCAUACCACAAUGGCUCCAGAGAAGGAAGACAAGCGUGUCAGCAGCACCAAUUACAGUUACUACUAUUUGGGACGCAAGCUUUGGUACAUCCCGCUUUACUUCAGCGUAUACUUCAUUAUCUACGUUACGGUUCUCAUCCUCAAGUCCAUAGCGAGACAUAAGGUUAAGUUAAAGUACAAAUGGUACGAGCACGGUUCCGCCAAAGAAGCAAGGAGCCUGGAUUUGGACGAUGCGAGGCACGAGGCGAUAACGGAAGUUCAUCGCAACGUUUCAGCGGCUUUGACUAAUGCGACCACGAAAUAUAGUGUUUUAGCUAUGAAGUAAUUAAUAAAAUUUGCGAAAAUGUGUU
Molecule: messenger RNA, 1573 nt
Organism: Dendroctonus ponderosae (mountain pine beetle)
Lineage: Eukaryota; Metazoa; Arthropoda; Insecta; Coleoptera; Curculionidae
Product: early nodulin-75
Exons: 2
Coding region: 85-1548 (487 amino acids)
Source: RefSeq, a predicted model, not a curated record